Sinocyclocheilus grahami is the source of this 1119-nucleotide messenger RNA. Its product is annotated as oxysterol-binding protein-related protein 1-like. Gene Ontology annotation, biological process: protein K6-linked ubiquitination. Bases 1 to 1119 code for a protein of 372 amino acids. Gene Ontology annotation, cellular component: BRCA1-BARD1 complex; BRCA1-A complex. The record is from RefSeq and is a predicted model, not a curated record. Gene Ontology annotation, molecular function: protein binding; ubiquitin-protein transferase activity. The transcript is spliced from 13 exons. Lineage: Eukaryota; Metazoa; Chordata; Actinopteri; Cypriniformes; Cyprinidae.
AUGGAGGAGCUGGACCCGGAGGAGCAGUUCCUCAGGGAUUCUAGGAACGGCAACCUAGAAGGAAUCCAAAAGCUUUUGAUGUCCAAGAUAAAGGAGGAGGCCAAAAUCGACAUCAACUGCAAGGGCAAGAGCAAAUCUAAUCAUGGAUGGACUCCUCUUCAUCUGGCCUGCUACUUUGGACACAGAGAUGUUGUUGAGGCCUUACUGAAGGCUGGAGCAGAUGUUAAUUUGCCAAAUAAUGUCGGAGACACACCUCUCCAUAAAGCAGCAUUCACUGGGAGAAAAGAGGUUGUAAUGUUGCUUCUUCAGUACGACGCUUGCGCUUCUGUCAUCAAUGGCAUGGCCCAGAUACCUAAAGACAUUACCCAGAGUGCUGAGAUUAAAAGCAUGUUGGAGGCUGCUGAGAGGACUGAAGAGAGGAAACUAGAGGAGCAGCUGCUGGAGGCGGCGCGGGAAGGAGCCAUAUCUACCCUCACAAGACUGCUAAACAUGAAGAAACCCCCAAACAUAAGCUGCACAGACUUGUUGGGCAACACGCCGCUGCACUGCACCGCUUACAGAGGCCAGAAACAGUGCGCCGUCAAACUCCUGCAACACAAGGCCAACCCCAACAUCAAGAACAAAAUCGAUCAGACUGUUUUUGAUUUGGCGAACGAUGCAGAAAUGAAGCAGAUCAUUACAGGAAAUGUUAUGAAAGGUAUGACGCGACAUGUUAAAAUGUUCGAGGGGCCUCUUUGGAAGAGCUCAAGGUUUUUUGGCUGGCGCUCCUACUGGGUAGUUCUUCUGGAUGGAGUCUUGUCAUGGUACCCUAAACGGUCAGAUGCAGAUUCAAACACUCACCGGCAAGGUUGCAAACCGCUAACACAAGCGCAGAGCUUGAUUAAAGCGAAAGAUAACUGCUAUUUCACAGUCAGGUGCUUUGAUGACACUGUUCACCAUUUCAAAGUGUCACAGAAGAACGACCCCGAAUCCACCAGAAAAAGGUGGCUGGAGGCCAUAGAGGAGCAUUCAGCCUUCAGCACUCAUUACUGCUCACAAGACCCAGACAGCGAGGAAGAGGAAGACAACGUUGUGUCUGUACAUGAGCUUUCUGACUCACUUCAGCUGUUAAUCAUGUGA